GCCAACUAGUUGCUAACUGUGUUUAAGACUUACUUAUCAAUAUAAAUAUAAAUAAAUAUGAGAGAGUUUCAACAUGAGUCAGAAGAUGCAACCCGCCCGCUCCGGCGCCUUGCUGUUCAUUGAUUGGGCGUGAAGGAAUGAUGGCGAGCACGGAUUGGGAGAGCAUGGCGUGGCCAAAGUCAAUAGCCGUUGCUAUUUUCGUGCUACUCAUAUUGGUAACCGUAAUCGGCAACAUGCUUGUCAUAUUAUCCGUAUUGACCACGCGUCGUCUACGCACCGUAACAAAUUGUUUCGUUAUGAGUUUGGCAGUGGCGGAUCUGCUCGUUGGCAUAUUUGUAAUGCCACCGGCUGUGGCGCUUCAUGUCAUUGGCACUUGGCAGCUUGGCUGGCUGCUCUGUGACAUUUGGAUAUCCUUUGACAUAAUGCUCUGCACCGCAUCCAUACUAAGUUUAUGUGCCAUUAGCCUGGACAGGUAUCUCGCAGUGACACAACCAUUGACAUAUUCGAAAAAGUGGCGUUGCAAGCGAUUGGCAUUGUUGAUGAUUCUGGGCGUUUGGUUGCUGGCAUUUCUCAUUACAUGCCCACCCAUGCUAGGCUGGUAUGAGGAUGGCAGAAAUCGGCAUCAAUCAUCAGAUGUAGUUGAUUGUCGCUAUAAUCAGAACAAAGGCUAUGUGAUUUACUCCUCGAUGGGCUCAUUUUUUAUACCGCUGGCAAUCAUGUUGUAUGUUUAUCUGAGAAUUGGUUACGUGCUCACAUCACGACGGCAGCGCAUUCUGCAUGAUGCGAAAACGGAGCGUACAGCGGAUCUUGAAGUCGAUGGCGACACGUUCAUAACAAAGCCCGAGCAGUAUCGCAGCAGUUCCCAAAAGGCUUUGCACAGCAACAUAAGCAGCGCUCCGAAUACGCAGCCGCAUCCUUUAUUUCAAUGUGCUAAAUGCCAGGCUAAGCAAAAUGACAAGCGUAAGCAGCUGAAAGUGCAGCCAACAUUUUAUGAACUGAUGGAGAUAUCAAGGCUAUCGCUAAUACAGAAUACAGCGCAGCGUUGUCGGCAUCAGCUGCGCUGCUGCUCGACCAUGUCGAUGCCAACGCUUUACUACGCUGACGGCGAGUCCUUUGCCAGCACAUCCUUGAAUGCAGAAAGCCAGAAGGCGAUAACUAUGCCACGACCAUUGGCAAGCAAUCGCAUACCCAUGCGCGUCUCAACAAAGUUUAAGAAUUCAAAAACCACCAAGACCCUAACGAUUGUUAUGGGCGGCCUGAUUGCAUGCUGGACACCUUUCUUCGUUUUCUAUUUGCUUGUGCCCUUUGUGCCGCAGCUUAAAACGCUCGAAAUCCUAAUGGUUUUCUUCACUUGGGUGGGCUGGCUGAACUGUGCCAUCAAUCCGUUCAUCUAUGCGUUCAAUCCGGACUUUCGUGCUGCCUUCUGGCGUUUGACCUGCAAACGCAUCUGGAGGCGCAAGCUGUCUGCAAAUCAUUUGCAUAUGUUUCGCGGCUAAGCAAAGCUAAUUUUUUGUAUAUAUAGAAACUAAAAAUACGCUGCAUAUGGCAGCCAUUAUAGCUGUAUUAUAUAUUGACAUUGAAACUAAUUUCGUAAUGCAUUUU
This is a messenger RNA of Drosophila busckii, 1602 nucleotides long. RefSeq names its product tyramine/octopamine receptor (gene TyrRII). Gene Ontology annotation, cellular component: membrane. The record is from RefSeq and is a predicted model, not a curated record. The transcript has 5 exons. Gene Ontology annotation, biological process: adenylate cyclase-activating adrenergic receptor signaling pathway. Bases 138 to 1496 code for a protein of 452 amino acids. Gene Ontology annotation, molecular function: G protein-coupled receptor activity. Lineage: Eukaryota; Metazoa; Arthropoda; Insecta; Diptera; Drosophilidae.